CCUCCAAACACCGUAAGGUUCUUCGAAGACAGUAACUUCAAUUGACCGUUCAAUUCGUUGUACCGUCGAUAAACAAUCAUGUCUUUGUACGACAGAACUCCUAGUCGCAGGCCGGGUGCUCCUGUCGCGCCUUCGCCGUCUUUCCGUGACUCUCCCACUCCGGGAGCUGCCUCAGAUUUGGGUUCCACCUUGAGCGACACUCGCAGGCGUCAGAAUAAGAAGGAUGAGGCUAUCCGCAAGAAGAUUGAAGCCGACCUCAACAAGAAGCGCAACGCUCCAGCUCGCCAACGUCACACAAAGCGUGCUGCCCCCGGUACCGUCUCGUCCCUCCGUCCUACUCAGGCACUCACCGUUCGUGCCAACAUCACCGUCUCCGAGGCGUCGCAAUUGAUGGCCGCUCGGCGUGCUGACUGUGUGCUUGUCAUUGACGACGAAGAGCACUUAACCGGCAUCUUCACCGCAAAGGACUUGGCUUUCCGUGUCGUCGGUGACGCUAUCGAUGCCAGGAGCGUUACGGUCGCUCACAUUAUGACGAAAAACCCCAUGUGUACCCGCAUUGACACCUCGGCAACCGAGGCUUUGGAGACGAUGGUCAGGAAGGGUUUCCGUCAUUUGCCUGUCUGUAAUGAGGAGGGCGACGUCAUUGGUCUCCUCGAUAUCACAAAGUGUUUUUACGAGGCUAUGGACCGUCUCGAGAGGGCGUAUGCGAGCAGCAAGAAGCUGUAUGAUGCUUUGGAGGGCGUACAGAGUGAGAUGGGUGGUCUUCAACAGCCCCAGCAGAUCAUUGCUUAUGUCGAGGCUUUGAGGCAGAAGAUGUCUGGACCUAAUUUGGCUUCUGUUUUGGAUGGUACUCCGCCGACAAUGGUCUCUGUUAGGACUUCAGUUCGUGAGGCGGCUACGUUGAUGAGGGAGAACCAUACUACUGCUAUUUUGGUGAUGGACGGGGAUAACAUCCAGGGUAUCUUCACGAGUAAGGAUGUUGUUUUGCGUGUUAUUGCUGCUGGGUUGGACCCUGAUAAGUGCAGUGUUGUCCGCGUGAUGACUCCUCACCCUGAUACUGCCCCCAUGUCUCUGUCGGUCCAGGGUGCUUUGAGGAAAAUGAACGAUGGACACUACCUUAACCUUCCUGUUACUGACAAUGACUCAGGUGAGGUCGUGGGUGUUGUGGAUAUUUUGAAGUUGACGUAUGCAACGCUGGAGCAGAUUAAUACCAUUCAGGCUAACGAUGGUGAGGGACCUAUGUGGAACCGCUUCUGGAACACUGCGGAUGACGAGACCGCUUCCGUUCACUCUGACAGUCAAAUCAAUCGUGCGCCUACUCCUCUUUCUGAGAUUGCUAUGCAUUCCAACUCGCCUGCUGCUCCGGUCUUGACUCGUCUUGACUCAGUUUUGCCUGGCGACUCUGCAUCACAAGCUCCUGAGUCCGAGGCACAGAGCACUCCUGUACCAUUGGAUGACGAGGUUCCUUUCCCAUUCAAGUUCAAGGCUCCCUCUGGCCGUGUGCACAGAUUCCAGAUCACCCCAAAGGAUGGUUUCCAGGAUCUUCGCACAGCCAUCUCUGAGAAGCUCGGCGCAGAGAAGGAAGAUAUCGGUGGCGACAGCUUCGCUAUCUCCUACGUCGACGACGAGGGUGACAUUGUCGCCAUCACCUCCAGCUCCGAUGUCCUCGACGCCGUUGAUAUCACCCGCCGGGCAAAGCGCGAAAAGGUCGAUCUUUACGUUCAUGACCCAACCAAGGCUGCUGUUCCUGUUGCUGUGCCUCAGCCUGUGCUUGCGCCUGUCAGCGAGGAGGUCAGUACGGUCAGUACUACGAAGGCUGCUCCUGAGCCGGAAGCUAAGCAGGCUAUUUCUGGGGUGCCGAAUGAGUUGUUGUUGCCUAGUGCCCUGGUUACGCUUGCUGUCGCGAUUGUUGUUGUCUUUACUCUCGGAAGGGGAAAGAAGUAAGCACUCUACGUUGGGCAUAUAAUUAGGAG
Saitoella complicata NRRL Y-17804 is the source of this 1973-nucleotide messenger RNA. RefSeq names its product CBS-domain-containing protein. The coding region runs from base 79 to 1944 and encodes 621 amino acids. The record is from RefSeq and is a predicted model, not a curated record. NCBI's taxonomy places the organism in Eukaryota, Fungi, Ascomycota, Saitoellomycetes, Saitoellales, Saitoellaceae. Gene Ontology annotation, molecular function: protein binding. The transcript is spliced from 2 exons.